Molecule: messenger RNA, 456 nt
Organism: Prunus armeniaca (apricot)
Lineage: Eukaryota; Viridiplantae; Streptophyta; Magnoliopsida; Rosales; Rosaceae
Source: the annotation of a GenBank genome assembly
AUGAAUAUAGCAACGGUGCUGCAAGUGGGUUUGCCUUCCACUAGGGUAAUGGCUCCUCCUGCUGCUCUUACAAUUCCAACUUCAACACCACUUGCUUUCCGUCCUCCUCUGCUGCUCACAAGAAGAAGAUCAAUGGCCAUGGCCAUCGCCUUUGCCAAGCCCGAUAAGAUCAAUGGCUUCACUUCCUACAGUGAUCCCUGCCUUGAUCUGUUUUUCAACGUGAAAAAACCACAAAAAGAAGUAGAAGACGACGAUGACGAGCAGAAGCAGGCCUCCCUAGAUUCACAUUAUUCCCUCAAUCUUCUGCCGCAACUGCUGGAGGUAGCCUGGUCCCACGAUCCCCUAACCACCCUCAAGCUCAUCUUCAACCUCAACUCUUGUGUACGGGAAAAUGGUACACCGACGCCUUCUACACGGCGGCGUUUUGCCUCCACAAGAACCACCCCAAGACGCUAG